This is a messenger RNA of Lagopus leucura (white-tailed ptarmigan), 3785 nucleotides long. It is a transcript of the gene AGPAT4, whose product is annotated as 1-acylglycerol-3-phosphate O-acyltransferase 4. Bases 101 to 1234 code for a protein of 377 amino acids. The record is from RefSeq and is a predicted model, not a curated record. Gene Ontology annotation, molecular function: 1-acylglycerol-3-phosphate O-acyltransferase activity. Gene Ontology annotation, cellular component: mitochondrial outer membrane; endomembrane system. NCBI's taxonomy places the organism in Eukaryota, Metazoa, Chordata, Aves, Galliformes, Phasianidae. The transcript is spliced from 9 exons.
CUCCCGGCGCCUCAGCGCGCGCCCAUGCCCAGGCUCGGCGGCGCCAGGUUGUCUUCUGAAUUUUGUGUCUGAAGGUACCCUCUUGCUUUCUCAGCAAAUCAUGGACAUCGUUGGCUUUCUGAAGUCUCAGUUCAUUUGCCACCUGCUGAUCUGCUACAUAUUUAUAGUGUCAGGACUGAUCAUUAACUUCAUUCAACUCUUUACACUUAUACUUUGGCCAAUCAACAAGCAACUGUUCAGGAGGAUCAACUGCAGGCUGGCUUACUGCAUUUCAAGCCAGAUGGUAAUGCUACUGGAAUGGUGGUCAGGCACCGAUUGCACCCUCUACACUGAUCCAGAGAGUUACCACAAGUAUGGGAAGGAGAAUGCCAUUGUAAUUCUAAAUCACAACUUUGAAAUUGACUUUCUCUGUGGCUGGAAUUUCUGUGAAAGAUUUGGAGUCCUGGGGAGUUCCAAAGUGCUGGCAAAGAAGGAGCUCUCCUACAUGCCUAUCAUCGGCUGGAUGUGGUAUUUCCUGGAGAUAGUCUUCUGCAAGCGUAAGUGGGAGGAAGAUCGGAAAACAGUUAUGCAGAAGUUGCUGAAUCUCCGGGACUACCCUGAAAACUUUUGGUUCCUGAUUCAUUGUGAGGGAACAAGGUUCACAGAACAGAAGCACCAGGCUAGCAUGCAGGUUGCUGAAGCCAAAGGCUUGCCCAAGCUCAAAUAUCACCUACUGCCACGAACAAAAGGAUUUGCUGUCACCGUGCAGUGUUUGAGAAAUGUAGUUUCAGCCGUCUAUGAUUCUACCCUCAAUUUUAGAAAUAAUGAGAAUCCAACAUUGCUGGGCGUUCUAAAUGGAAAGAAAUACCAUGCAGAUUUAUAUGUAAGGAGGAUUCCAUUAGAAGAAAUCCCAGAAGAUGAGCAGGAGUGUUCUAAUUGGCUCCACAGACUAUAUCAAGAAAAGGAUGCAUUCCAGGAAGAGUACUACCGAACAGGAACCUACCCAGCAGUCCCUAUAGUACCACCCCGACGACCAUGGACGCUUUUGAAUUGGCUUUUCUGGGCCUCAUUGCUGCUAUAUCCCUUAUUCAAGCUGCUCGUCAAUAUGAUCAACAGUGGAUCAUCACUAACAUUGGCUAGUUUUGGAUUUGUCAUUGUAAUGGCUUCCGUUGGUGUCAGAUGGAUGAUAGGUGUUACAGAAAUUAACAAAGGCUCCACCUAUGGCAACAAUGACAACAAGCAGAAACAGAAAUAGUAUCUUCAGAGACUGCUUCAGCCCAAAGGGAACAAAUGCAACCUCUGAAAACUCUUAAGUGCAUAUCAUGGUCCUUCAAGUGAGGUCAAAGAAAGGGUAGGAUGAGCAAUUGCCAUGCAUAUCUGAAUUUGCACUCCUGUUAUUUUUCUUGUGGGGUUUGGGCUGGAUUACACUCUUGAACGAGGCACUCCUUCGUACACUCUUCCCAACAGGUUUGCAUUUGUUUGGUUGGUUUGUUUUCGUAUAAAGUGUCUCAAGAUUUGAAGAGAAAAAAUUCAGUGUGCUGGUAUGAUGCGACUCUACUCGGAAACUAAUUGAUGGUUGCUGAGGUACGGGCUUUAUCUUGGCUUGCUCUAAGGAAGGGAUUAAUGUCAGAAGACUGUUACAAGAUGAUUAAAACUGAUAGCUGUCUAGCUCACGUGUUAGCAGUUUAAAAAACAGUAAUUUGCCAGUGUUCAAAUACAGUCCGAUGCGCUGCUUGGUGAUACCACUAUUGCAACUCUACUAAACUGACAGGAGUGCAGUAGAAUUUUUUUUUACAUCUAGAAUUUAUCCUCACAGUGAGCACCACAUCAGCCCCAGUCAGACUGGCUAGGGGCCCGUUUUGUUGGCUCAGAGCCUUGCAGUGGCAUAACCUGCAGAAGAAUUUGGGCCUGUGGCCUGAGCAGAGAGCUAAGCUACCCACUGUCACAGCCUAGGCAAUACUUAGUGGUAGAGCUGAAACAUCUUAUCCUUCUGAGAAUAAAUGCCAUUCAUAGUUUGGAAAAUGAAAAAUAGGUAACAAAUUACUUUCAGCUUUAAACACAAAUUCAAAUUCUAGGCCUUUCUAACAGCGAUGGAAACAGAAAACAGCUGGGGGUGCUGUAACAAAGUAAUACAAAGCGUGCAUUAAAAGUUAUUGCCCUGCACCCAUACUGUUGUGAACCUAAUUAAUCUGUUGUCUGUCUUUUUUGAAAAUUACUUUAUGUAGUGCCUCUUAACAGUGUCUGAGGUAAUAUUUAAAUUACCUUCUGCUUUUCUUUUGGGAAAAAAAGAAGGGAGUGGGAGAGGGACCUAGGACAGAGGUAUGGUGUGCAGUUUUUUAUGCCUGGGUGGAGUUUAUUGACACCCUUCUGAAUUUAAUAAAAGUAGGAUCAAGUUCCCUGGGAAAACCAUGUUUCUCUCACAUUCCCCUUGUACUGAUUGCUAUAGACGUCCUCCUCUUGGUUUGUUCUUGUUUUGCUCUUUAAAGUAAGAGAACAAAACAACAACUAAAUUUAAACCCCAAAGUUACUGAUACUGAGCAGUGGGAAGUAUUCUUGGCAUGUUCAGUGAUGUUACAUUUUCUUCAAGUUGUAUUUCUAGCAGCUCGUAAAAACCAUUUAUUUUUUUGUUACAAUAAAACUGAAGCCAGAAGCAACAAAGGCUAAUAUGAAUCAUUCAAUGAAAUAUGCAUUUGCUGUUCUGUACCAUCAGAUCAUCUAGAAAGUAAUCCUUUAAAUAUGCAGUACCUAAAGAGCAGCUACGGUGCAUUUAGCAUGUGGCAGCAAUAGCUGUUGAGAGUGAAUGCAGUUAGUAAGAAGUACGAUAUGAAGGAAGAAAUAGGCCUUGCAUCUUUGUGAGGGUCUGGUUUUGUAGGCUUUUGUCUCUUGUGCACAUGCAUUCCCUGUGCUCUGAAGCAUACUGGAGUAAGUUGUGUAAUGUGUCAUAAGAAUAAUCAUGAGCUUUGGUUUAUUUCUUUAACACACAAAAUAUAGCCAGAGCCCAGAGGAUACUGCCAUGCAUAUAAAGCAAAGCUGUCUCUUAAUAAAGCAUGUGCCCUUCUGUGCUGAAAUGCAACCACGCACCUGUAUUGGCUAAAACAAUCUUAGCAGUGGACAGCACAAUUACAGAGUGUGUACAUCUGAGAGACUACAGUAUUGCAUUAGGAGUGGAAGCUAGCCAGCCCUGAAGACACUGUAUACAACUCUUUGCAAAUGGGUGGGAAAGGAAGAUGGAAAACAUCUCUUCCAGCUAGCAUUUCAUUAUGGUAGAAUGAACCCAUAAAUAGGUAGAAGUUCUGAGCAGCAAAUACAUAUUCAUGUGAUGAAAAACAGCUCUUUUUUUUCCCCCUUUGUAAAGAACAGUUGACUUAAUGUGCUACUAGAGACCUCUAAGAUCCCUUACCAAUCUUAGUCCAUUUUUCUGUUAUUGCACACAGUACUACUUCUCCAAGAGGAAAAUACCAAACACAGUAUCUCAACAAACUAUCUCAACAUUUAGGAUAUUUCACACAGGUUUCUCUUGGAGCAGCCCUUGUAACAGGGCCAAAGAUGCCAGUCCUGGAUCUAAGUCCCAGCAGACAAGGGCUGCAACCCAAUACCCUUCCAGUGCUCACUGGCCAACAGAGAAGGUUUAAUGGUACUUGCCAAAGGUAAACUAGCCCUGGUCACUGUAUUAAAAGAAUGACCUAUGUCUGUAGCAAUCAGUGUUUGCCCUUCUUCACCACAAACAACUGUAUGGUCUACAACUGCCUUAACAAAAGUAGUCUUACAUUUGUUUAUACAAAAAAAUAAAAAUGUGAAAAGCUGAA